Molecule: messenger RNA, 1218 nt
Organism: Polypterus senegalus (gray bichir)
Lineage: Eukaryota; Metazoa; Chordata; Cladistia; Polypteriformes; Polypteridae
Product: PWWP domain-containing DNA repair factor 3A-like
Exons: 3
Coding region: 45-362 (105 amino acids)
Source: RefSeq, a predicted model, not a curated record
CUUUUAGAGUGUCUGGGCAAAUCUCUUCAACUGUCCCAUCUCACAUGCAAGCUGUGAGUGACCGGGUGACAGAUGAGAAGAAGCUGGUAGACUUCAUUGUAGAAGCACAAGGCUCCCAGCAGCAUUUGUCGAGGAUACUCCGUGGUAAUGAGCCUUCUAAGUGGCUGGAUAGAUUCCAGGAAAAGUCAUCUUUCCGAGUGCCUGUGUACCUGGAGUCUGACGAACAACAGGAUGCCCUUUUCUCAUAUCUUGAGAGAUUUCUGAGAACUGUACAAACAGCAUUCCCUAUUAGAGAUCGUGUGCAGUUCAUUCUGGAUGUCUUAUUCCCUGAGUCCAUCAUCCAUGCCCUGGCUGCUCUAUAAGGUGUAUCAGGACAGGAGGCAGAAGAUUUAUUUCUUGGUGGCCCAGAAUACAGAGUCGGGUAAAAGUCAAGUCUAUGAAUGUUUGAAGUAAGUGUUUGAACAAUUCUUAUUUAUUAUAGGGCAGCAAUUAAAGAAGGAGGGAAUGCUGUGAUAUCUGUUGGAAUAGAAGAUGAUGCUACUGCCCAGUGCUUCCAGAAUCCUUCAUUUGAGUCUUGGGUCUGAAUCUACUGCGUCAUUGCCAAGUAUUCUGGGGUAAUGUAUCUUGUUUUGUUUACAUUUUGUUUUUCUCCAUAUUCCAAGCUCAUUUACUUGACCUUAGCUUUAAUAAACUGGAUGGCUGUCUCCUUCACAAUUGAUUUGAAAGUACUUUACUAUUCAUUACAUAAAAAGCUCUGAACAAUUUAGUCCCUUCCUGUAUUUGGUACUGUCUCUCCCCCAACACUCCUCAUUUUAAUCUUUAAUCCACAACCAAUAUUGCCAACUAAUUUGCUUACGAAAGGACUGGUGAAGCAGCUUGCACAUGUAUACCAAAAAUAUAGAAUGCCAGCUAUAAAUGAAAAACCUAUCAAAAUACUUUUAAAACACCAUUUUUAAACUUCACCUCUGUUUAAUUCCCACUUCUAUCAGUUGUAAUGGUUUAUGACUUGAACUGCAUACACUUUGAAAGAUUUACACUAGAUAAUAACCAUUGUUUUUUUGCUUUUUUUUUUUGUCUGGUGAUGCCCUUUGCCAUGCACCCUGGUCAAGUCUUGUGCAACUGUCUGUGGUGCUGAAGAGAGAAGAUUUCUGAAGACCCCCUUGAAAUGGAGUGGCAUCUGGAUUAACACUACAACAAUAUGCUUGCUAAGAAUGUCCA